Dunckerocampus dactyliophorus (ringed pipefish) is the source of this 2681-nucleotide messenger RNA. RefSeq names its product kinesin family member C1 (gene kifc1). The record is from RefSeq and is a predicted model, not a curated record. Lineage: Eukaryota; Metazoa; Chordata; Actinopteri; Syngnathiformes; Syngnathidae. The transcript is spliced from 18 exons. The coding region runs from base 396 to 2537 and encodes 713 amino acids. Gene Ontology annotation, biological process: microtubule-based movement. Gene Ontology annotation, molecular function: microtubule motor activity; microtubule binding; ATP binding.
UGCCUUUCUGUCCUCUUCCCCCUUUUUUUGUUGUUGUUACUAAUCAAAGCGUUUAUGACCUCCGAUGAGCAACGACGGCCCCCCCACGGAGCAUCGGCAGCCAGUUGCUGGAGGAAUAAUGAUUGUAUGAUAAAAUGGCUGACAGGGUCGGGUUGUGGGGCCAGCAGCCUAAGCAGCGAAGGCCAGACUUCCCUCUCCCAGGCUACUUCGUCCAGCUCCUCCCGGUGGAUCCUGCAGCGUUCCCAGGCCAGAUGAGAGACUUUGUCUCUUCAAUGUGUCCUGGGACUUCCCCGAGGCCUUCUACUGGUUGGACGUGCCUUGAACACCUCCCCAGCCACCUUAUUUGGCUGCUCCUAAUGUGAAGGAGCAGCGGUUCUACUCCGAGUUUCUCCUGGAUGAGCUCGCAUUCCAUCCUUCCCUCACUCGUGAUUAGGACCUCCAGCGCCCAUUUCCACCCUCGCGGUGUGGUCGGGAGAUGUGAACGAGCAGCCGUGCCAGACGGAGGCGUGGUUAAACUCCAGCACAUCCAAUCACGACAUUCCGUCUCCGGCGCCCAGCAAAACAGUUCAAUUUCAAAUUUUCAACGGGCGGAGACGACGGCUCGAGCAGGUCCCAGGACAUUUUCACUUUGUACAAAAGCCCAGCAGGUCAUGUCCCGCCUGCCAGUUAUGUCGAACAAGCGGGUCCUCGCUAGCAACACGGAGAAGGAUCUGGAUUCCCAGCCCAUUCAGAAGAAGUUCCGUAAGGACCCAGACCCCAUGAAACCACAAGCUGCUGCCACAAUCAUCAGCACCAGGCGGCCACCUGCUGCAGCGACCAGGGCACCAGUUUCAAAGCCGAUGCGAGUUGUCCGGGCCGCGACUGUUGCUAUGGGUCCUUCCAGAGGCGUCCUCAAAGAGUCUGCGUCUUCAAAUGUAGCAAAGGGAGGGAACAUGAAACCAGUUGCCGCAUCGACUGCCACAAAAGCAGGUAAUGGUGGCUCUCGCAGGCAGCCUUGGGACCUGAAGGGUAAGGUCAGCGACAUGGAGGUGAAGAUCCAAAACUACCAGAGCAAGGUGAAAUCUGUCAACCAGGAGAACGAGGACCUGCGGGGCUCUGUGGCUCAAUGUCGCUCCAGAGCGGCCGAAGUGGAGCGAGAGCUUUCCCGACAGAUGAGCCUGGUCAGCGAGCAGGAGGACAAGCUGCAGACCCUCCUGGGUGUCCAGGACGAGCUGGAGAAGGUGUGUGUCGAGAAGAACGCUCUGCAGAAAGAGCUUGCCAACUUGGAGAGCCAAUACAAGGUCAUGGAGACGCUGCGGGACACUCAAGAGACGGAGCUGCAGACUCUCAAGAUGAAGCUCUCCGUGCAGGAGUCCACCCUGGCGCGCCUGCAGGUGAGCCACCGGGAUGCGGAGGAGAAUGUCCGCUCUCUCAAGGACACCGUGGCCCGGCAGGAGGACGAGCUUCACGCCGGGGAGAUGGAGCGCCGACGCCUCCACAACACCAUACAGGAGCUCAAGGGAAACAUCAGGGUCUUCUGCAGAGUGCGCCCCCUGGUGGGCGGAGGCCUCAGCAAACACAUCCAGCUGCCCCCUGCUGACGACAAGGCCAUCACGCUGGCCAAAACGGAGGAGUCUCACACAGGAAGGAGUGCCGACACUCAGAAGAACUACAACUUCAGCUUUGACCGCGUCUUUGGCCCCCAGGCUUCCCAGCAGGAGAUCUUUGAGGAGAUCUCGCUGCUGGUGCAGUCGGCGCUGGAUGGCUACAACGUCUGCUGCUUUGCGUACGGCCAGACGGGAAGCGGGAAGACGUACACCAUGGAGGGGGCGGAGUUCGACGAGGCCCGCGGGGUCAUCCCCAGAGCUGUGCAGCAGAUAUUCCGAUCGGCGGGCAAACUGGAGGCGCAAGGCUGGGAGUUCACGUUCACGGCGAGCUUUGUGGAAAUCUACAACGAGAGCCUGCGAGACCUCCUCUACACGGGCAAGGCCAGCAAGAGGCCCGAGCACGAGAUCCACAAGUCUGCCAGCAACGAGGUGACCAUCACCAACCUCACCUACCAAAAGGUCACCAACGAGGACCAGGUCCUCGGCUUGAUUGCCUUGGCCAAUCAGAACCGCUCCACGGCUCAGACGGCCCAAAACGACCGCUCGUCUCGCUCCCACUCUGUCUUCCAGCUGGACAUCGAGGGAGCGAAUGCGGGCAGGGAUGUCAAAUGCAAAUCCACGCUGUGCCUGGUGGACCUGGCUGGUAGCGAGCGGAUGGUGAAGAGCCAGUCUCAGGGCGAGCGCUUCAAGGAGAUGACGGCCAUCAAUGGCUCCCUGUCCAACCUGGGCAUCGUCAUCGCCGCGCUGGCCAAGAAGGAUGGCUACAUCCCUUACAGGAACUCCAAGCUCACUUACCUCCUGCAGGGAUGCCUGGGCGGGAACAGCAAAACUCUGAUGUUUGUCAACAUUGCCCCCGAGCCAGACAGCUUCGGGGAAACGCUCAACUCUUUGAGGUUCGCCAGCAAGGUCAACGACUGUGUGAUUGGUACGGCAAGUGUCAACAGGAAGUAGGCGCAAAGUCGACGCCUCCCCUGCAUCCCUCACCCUGGACGACCAAACCACCUUUUACUUUCAAUAAUAAAAAUGCAUGGUUUUUAUCCAUUUAAUAAGUUGUUUCUUACUUUUCCUUUUAAACAUCUUCAAUAAAACAGCCAU